UCUUUGGUUUUAUCAAAAAAAAAAAUAUUACACAUUUCAAAAUAUUUAUUUUUUACACAAAUUAAUAAUAAUACUGAAAAUGGAAGAUUUUAAUGAAGUAACAUUAAAAAAUGUCUGUUGCACAUGUCUAAGUACCGAUAGGACACUGUCACAGCUGUGCAGAACUCACGACGGCGUAAACAAUUUGUUCCUUUUGCUCUCCCAUAAUUCUGAGGCUAAUGAGGCUAUCUUCGUCACAGACGUGACCCAGCUGUACAUCUGUUGGGAAUGCAGCGCCAAGAUGCAAAGGUUUACCAGGUUUAGAAACCAGGCGUGUAUCGCACAAACUAAGCUGACAGAUAUAUCUGAUGGCAAGGUAACAUAUUCUAAAAUUAAAUGUCUGUCAACAUUAUCCCGUUGUCACCGUAGUGAUAGCUUUGAUGAGUCUCCUAUUAAAGAAGAGCCACCAGAAAACUUUGUGGACUGCGGAACUCAUAUUGAAGAUAUUAAAAAUGAAUAUGAACCCUCAGCAUUGUCAACAAAUUUAAAUAAUUGUAUGGAUGAACAAGACCUCUUAGUUUUCAAUCCUGACUUAAAUAAUGGUGUUGAAAUAAAAGUUGAGACACAAAGUCAAAUAAAUGUUGACUUUAGUACAAACAAAGUUAAAAAUAGAAAGACAAAAACUAAUAAAAUAGUUAAAGACAAUGAAGUUCCAUUAGAAAAUAUGUACAACAGUGAAAGCGAAUGUAGCAAUGAUAGUGAAAAAGUUUUAUAUAGUGAUGGUGGAGUUACUAGAAAUAAUAAAAUGGAAAGUAACAACAAACAUCUUAAAAAGAGAAAAGCUAAUAAAAUAAUUAAAAGUAAUAAAAUUUCAUCUGGAAAUAUCUACAGAAGUGGGGGUAAAAUUAGUAAUAAUGCAGAGAAAGAUUCAUUAAAUAGUGAAGGAAAAGUUACUAGGAAUAAUAAAAUGAAAGGUAAACAUAAAACUAUUUUAAGAAAUACAAAAUCUAAUAAAAUAGUAAAUAGUAAUGAAGUCUUAUCUGGAAAAAUUAACAGAAAUAGUGGUGAUAUUAGUGAUGAUAAUGCAGAAGAAGAUUUAUUUAAUGGUGAAGGAAGAGAGGUUGAUGAUACAACUGAUAUAUCAGAUGAUUCCUUAGACAGUGUUGAUAGUGCAGAGGCAAAAAUCCCUAAUAAAAGAAAAAGUAAUAAUUCAGCAUACUAUGUAUCCAUACCAAUAGCAAAUGCUGACACCAAUGAAAAUGAAAUAGGAAUAAAAAUUAAAAAUGAAAAUUCAGAAGAUCACAAGAAAAACAAAAUCACAAAUCAUUGUGAUACUAUUUCAAAAUGUUUUAAUUUUUUACAAAUGUCUGAAAAAAAUAUGCUUGAAAGUAUCAAAUCCAGAAAGUUGGACGAAGUUUAUGUUAAUGCACUUAAUAAAUGUGAAUCGUGUAUUGAAGUUUUUGAAAAUUGUGACACUUUGGAAAAACACAUUUCAGAUUUUCACGUACAGAAACCAAAUCAUGCUUUGUGUAAAAUAUGCAAAGUGUAUGUACCCAACAAGGAUUUGAAUGAUCACCGCAUGGACCAUUACUACAGGCUGCAGUGCUGCAGUUGCAGAGAAAUGUUUUACAAUACAAACAGUCUAGCCACACAUAUGAAAUGCAAACAUCUAAUGCAACAAGCAUAUGUUGUGGAGCAAAUGAAUACUAUCAGAUAUAUUAAGGAUACAAUGAAGGUUUAUAUUUUGAAUAAAAAGAAAAUGAAGGACAAAGCAAGUGAUACAAGGAAGUUGAAAGUAUUGCUGGACGACCCAAAGGGACCUGGCUUUGCUUGCGACCAAUGCAACAUGUAUUUUAAGAGUGUUAACUUGCGCCACCUGCACGUUCAGAAGCAACACCGAGACGGCUACCAGUGUACCACAUGUGGCAAACGGUUCUCCUACAGUGCCAGCUUACGCAGACACGAGAUCGCGCAAUGCAACCCGCCGCCCCGCGAACAGUGCUCGGUGUGCGGGAAAAUGGUUCGCGCUGACUUAGCGCGAGCUCACGCGCGUCAGCACGCCAACCGCGGCGCGUUCGCUUGCGUCGCGUGCGACAAAAAGUUCGCGUCGCGCGGCGCCUACGAGAGUCACCUCAAGUGCUCGCGAACACACACCAACCGGGACCCGCUCAAGCACAAAUGCACAGCAUGCGGCAAGGACUAUCGCUCGCCGGGUGCGCUGCGCGACCACAUAAACUACACGCACAUGGGGAAAACACACCACAAAUGCCCCAUAUGCGAUAAGGCAUUGGCGACUCGCAGAUGUGUGACCCGCCACAUCAAACGAAAACAUCAGGGUGUGAAAGAGAACUCAAGAGAUAAAAUAUGUCAGACAUGCGGAAAAGGUUUUACUAGUACAAAAUCGCUGCGGGAACACGAACUACGGCACACAGGGGAGAGACCGUUGUCCUGUGACAUAUGCUCGCGAACGUUCCGCCAGAAGGCCAGCCUCUACACACACAAGCGCAGGGUCCACAAGAUGGCGCUUAAAACGAAACCCAUCCAUUACACCGAAGACAUUGUUGUUUUGAAUACAGAAAUAAAUAAGAAUAACGAUUGAG
Messenger RNA from Bicyclus anynana (squinting bush brown), 2579 nucleotides. Its product is annotated as zinc finger protein ZFP2-like. Gene Ontology annotation, molecular function: RNA polymerase II transcription regulatory region sequence-specific DNA binding; DNA-binding transcription factor activity, RNA polymerase II-specific; zinc ion binding. Lineage: Eukaryota; Metazoa; Arthropoda; Insecta; Lepidoptera; Nymphalidae. The coding region runs from base 80 to 2578 and encodes 832 amino acids. The transcript has 11 exons. Gene Ontology annotation, cellular component: nucleus. Gene Ontology annotation, biological process: regulation of transcription by RNA polymerase II. The record is from RefSeq and is a predicted model, not a curated record.